AUGGCCUCCGGAUCAAUAUUUACGUUCGACACCGACCCUCAGCGGGUUUCCUCUCCAUGGCUGGCUCCUGAAGAGCCAGGGAGAAAACCAAAAUCUCAACCAAACUUGGAAGAGGGAGGACUGCAAGCUGGCCACUUGUCUGACUACGGGGUCACCAAACUGGAAGCUGAGCCUCAGGAGGGACCAACUGAAUACAAGCUCCACUUACUACUUCGGCCACGGCGAACGUACACGUCCAUGAGCACCAUUGGCAAAUCGCCCUCUCAGCACCCCAAGACGUCUGCCAUUCCGACCCGCCCGUCUAGGAUCGUCCCAGUGGCCUUAUCAUCAUCUAGCCAGAGUCGCCAAGUACGCCUCCAGCAACUGACGACGCAGCUACUCUGGAGAUUGCAGCAAUCUUGCGCCUACCACGCCCUGAACCCGAAGGACUUAAUCGUCCCGAAGCUGCCUGAUGACACGACUGACUUAAGCCAUGCCAUGACGCCGCAAAAACCUCUUCCAGGCCUCGAGGAAUCUCGUGGUGCUCUAUAUGAGAUCGGCGUUGCUGAUGAUGGGACCUUGGUUGGAUUGACCAAGGAUGAAAUGGAUGAGAGCAUUAUCACUCUCACGGUCAUGGCUGCUACGCUAGGGUGUCGAGUUGAAAUUCUUCGUCACGUCAUAGUGGGAGAAUGCGAGUGGCUUGAGACACCUGAGUUGGUUGACAAUGCCGCAUCGCAGCCGGUACAGAUAAGUCGGCAAGCAAGACUUUGGGUAGUUGAGGCGCUCGUUACUCCUGACUUUUCAACGAAGCAUUCUUCGACAGAGGGCUCUGGAAAUGGCCAUCGGGAAUCCAAACCAAGCCCCAGGGCCAGCGAACCUGUCGUGCUACCCAGCAGGGGCCGUUCUACAACCGACCAGCUUAGGAUAACACUCACAGGCCCUACAACAUCGGGCAAAUCCACUCUCUUGGGUACGCUUUCUACCGGCACCCUCGAUAACGGUCGGGGAAAGAGUCGGAUCAGCCUGUUCAAGCACCGUCAUGAGGUCGCCUCUGGACUGACCAGCUCAGUAGCCCAGGAGCUCAUUGGGUACAAGGACCACGCCAUCUUCAACUUUUCUCAGGAUCAUGUGGAAUCAUGGAUCGACAUCCAUGACAUUGCUGAAAGUGGACGUCUUGUAUUUGUCUCUGAUUCUGCUGGCCACCCUCGUUAUCGUCGUACAAUCCUUCGCGGGCUAUUCGGCUGGGCUCCUCAAUGGACAGUCCUUUGUCUGGCUGCUGACGACGCCGAAGCCAGCUCAACCAAAGAAGGUGCUAGUUCCACAGCCAAUGAAGUACUUGGAGUUGCUGGUGCCGGUGUCGACCUUGCUAAAUCUCAUCUGGAAUUAUGCUUGAAGCUGAAAAACCCCCUGGUCAUUGUUAUCACAAAGCUUGAUUUGGCAACAAAGGCAAGCCUACAGCGAACGCUUGGACAAGUUCUAACGCACAUCAAGGAAGCAGGCCGGGUCCCCAAGAUUCUACAGCCUGCUCCCGGUGGUGCUCAGGAAUGGGCUAAUAUCCCUUCUGCUGAUCUCGAUAAGGCCAGAGCUCUCACGACAGAGAUGAUACAGGGCGGUGACUUGCUGAAAUGCAUACCUAUUGUCCUUACAAGCGCCGUCAGUGGUGCCGGCAUAGGGUUGACGCACGCUCUCCUGGAGAACCUGCCACUCCCCCCGGCGCCCACUGCGCAUGAUUUCGUAGGAAUGGCUUUGAACCCUGAGCAACCUUCGUGUCUCUUCCACAUCGACGAUACGUUCAGUCUACCUGCAUCUUACGCCUCACUGGCUGAGAACCCCAACCAGAAUGACAUGGGAACGGUGGUGUCUGGCUAUCUGAGAUUCGGGCAGCUCUCUGUUGGCGAUAGCAUUGUCGUUGGGCCCUUUCCUUCGGGCGAUGACGAUUUCAAAGGCAUGACGCCAGAGGACCGGCCUUCUCCCGGAAACUAUGGGUUGUCAAUAUCACAUCCAUCCUCAUCGGAGCUCGCAAAGAUUGCAAUACGGAAUACGGUUGCAGCCUCAACUAUCAAAGGAGAAUGGCACCAGGCCAAGAUUGUCAGCAUACGCAAUUUAAGACUCCCAGUCAAUACUCUGGAGGCAGGCCAAGUUGGCACCAUUGGAAUCAUUCUAGAGGUACCUUUCGAGAGCUCGGCGGAGGGUGAAUUUGAGCGGCUGUCGACGACGCCUCGUAUCAGGAAAGGCAUGGUCCUAGCGAUUCCAUCCAAACACAUGGUCGAUACAGGCAUGUCCCUUCAAGCCGCCAGUGGACUGACAGCGUCGUUCCGAGAUUCCAACACGGCAUCUCUCACGUAUGGGUCUCUGGUUAACGUUUACGUUGGAAGUGUCCGUGCAGCAGCCAGAGUCAUGGGUGUUUCGAGGAUAUCGCAACAGUAUGAUUCCCGAAACCCGACUGCCGAUGAUGCUGAGGACAUUUUCAACAUGAACGAACAUGAUGAGAUAGUGACUGAUGUCAAACCGGAGUUCACAGGAGGUGUCCAAGUCACUUUGGAAUUGCUCACGAGUCGAGAGUGGAUUGAGUUAGGCUCGCAAAUUCUCGUGCUCGAAGGAGGCCGCAACGACAAAUCAGGUUUGGAGGGCUUUGUUGGCACUGUUGUAGAAAUCGUUGAUUAG
Messenger RNA from Colletotrichum truncatum, 2643 nucleotides. Its product is annotated as GTP-binding protein. The record is from RefSeq and is a predicted model, not a curated record. NCBI's taxonomy places the organism in Eukaryota, Fungi, Ascomycota, Sordariomycetes, Glomerellales, Glomerellaceae. Gene Ontology annotation, molecular function: GTP binding; translation elongation factor activity; GTPase activity. Gene Ontology annotation, biological process: translational elongation.